CCUCCGUUUUUUUCCCAGUGAUUUCGUUUCUCCCCAUCCCACAGCCAUCACUUGCCAUAAUUUCCUUUUCUGUCGGAUAACUUACGUUAUAUGGAAUCCGAUUGUCAAUUCAGAAGGCUGCAUUUCAGUAUCUGAGGUUGAGGACUAUUUUCAGGCGUCGGGGUCUUAGUUGCUCUGCUCUCCUCUUUGGACCAGACCUCCGAGACUUGCAUCAUGGCUGGAAACUUCUUACCGUACCUAGGGAUUGAGGAGAUCAAGCAAGUGGUUCCCCUUCUCAAGAGUCUCACCGCUGAGCUGAUUGGAACUCUGCUGCUUGUGCUGAUUGGUUGUGGCUCGUGUUUGGGUGGCCCUUCGGCGGACUUUGUGCGAAUCGCUCUUGCUUUUGGCGUGACGGUGGCUACCAUAGCCCAAAGCAUCGGACAUAUCUCAGGCUGCCACAUCAAUCCUGCUGUUACUGCCGGCCUCUUUGUGGGGCGCAAAAUCGGCCUGAUCAAAGCUUUGUUAUACAUUGUCGUUCAAUGUUUGGGCGCCACCUUGGGUUCGGGAAUUCUCAUGGCUUUGAGCAAUGAGACGAUCAGAGGCUACGGAGGCCUGGGGAUGACAAGUGUGAAUCCCAAAAUUUCUGCUGGCCAAGCUUUCGGUAUUGAAUUCCUGAUAACGUUUGUUCUAAUAUUGGUUAUAUUCGGAGCCGCUGCGGAUGACAAUAAUACUCCAAAUGUCAAAGGAUCGGCUCCUCUGGCCAUUGGUCUCUCAAUCACAACUUGCCAUCUAUUUGCCAUACCCUUUACUGGAUCCAGCAUGAACCCGGCCAGAACCUUUGGGCCUGCCCUUGUGUUAGGAGAUUGGAACCAUCACUGGGUCUAUUGGCUUGGCCCUAUUUUGGGAGGGGUCUGUUCAUCUCUGAUCUACCAAUUGAUACUGCGUGCUCCCUCCUACGCCCCAGUGAGCAAAGUGGAGACCCAUGGACCAUGAAACAUGACAAAAUGAUUACCGACAGAAUAAUUACCCUCUUAAAUAUGAUUCUUCCUUGACUAGAAACUGAACUAUGGAAAAAUAAUGAUCGCCUCAUAAAAUUUACCACAAAAGUCUAAGUUUGUUCAAUGAAAAAGAUUUAUCCAAUUUUUCACUACUUUCAAAUGGUUUUGGUGCACUCACAAUAUCAUUUAUUAUUUCAAAUAAACCAUCAUAUGUAUGCUUUUUGUUUAAUGUAUGAUGCUUUUUAGACCCCCCUCUAUUUCACAAUAUUUUUGAUGAUGCUGUUGAUGCGUAUAAGUCAUUGGUGAAUGAAAAUAGGAAUAAACAAGUGUUGGUAAA
This is a messenger RNA of Tigriopus californicus, 1314 nucleotides long. RefSeq names its product aquaporin-like. The transcript has 5 exons. Lineage: Eukaryota; Metazoa; Arthropoda; Copepoda; Harpacticoida; Harpacticidae. The record is from RefSeq and is a predicted model, not a curated record. Gene Ontology annotation, molecular function: water channel activity. Gene Ontology annotation, biological process: transmembrane transport. Gene Ontology annotation, cellular component: plasma membrane. The coding region runs from base 214 to 972 and encodes 252 amino acids.